GAGAACUACAAUGAAAUGGCCGAUUCUCUGAUUUUUCGUCAAAAAGUCGCUUCAAAAAAACGUGUUCUUAUACAAAUAAAUCUCAAGAAAAUUAAUUAAAAUAUGAAUGUUAACCGCAAUGUGACUAUAAAUCAUAAUAAAAAAGAAUUAAUUCCUGUGUUUUCGAAAUUACUACUAAUACUAUUUGAAUUAUUAUAUUUCGAUAAUGAAGAAUAUAACUCGACUAUUAGAGAUAUAGAGAAUUACAUAAGAAUUUUUCUAAGUAAACAAUCUCUUAAAAAAUACCGUAUACAACGACUAGAAAACUAUGUAGAAGAAAUUUUACCAUCUUAUACUAACGACGAAUUUAAAUCACAUUUUAGAAUGAAACGGUCAACAUAUAAUUAUAUUCUAAAUCUUAUAAAAUCUUCAUUAGUAAGAAGUAAAUCUGGACGUAAAACUAUAUCAGUAGAAAGACAAUUCUUAAUUGCUAUUUGGAAAAUGGCUACUCCAGACUCAUAUCGAUCAAUUUGUGAAAAAUUUAAUGUAGGAAGAGCUACCGCAUUAAAAGCUGUACGAAGAGUAACUAAGGCAAUUGUGAAAUUAGCUCCCAUUUUUAUUACGUGGCCAGACAAUAAUAGAGUAGAAGAAAUUAUAACAGGAUUUGCUGCAAACAAUGGUUUUCCGAAGGUAAUAGGAGCAAUUGAUGGUACCCACAUAAAUAUUAAAGCACCUCAUAUUAGUCCAGAAUCUUAUGUAAACAGAAAAGGACAUUAUUCUAUACAGUUGCAGGCAGUUUGUGAUCAUGAACAAAGAUUCCUUCAUUGUCUUGCCGGACACGUUGGUUCCGUCCACGAUCAACGAGUAUUUCGUUUAUCAGAAAUAUAUGAAUAUUUAAAAGAUCCAACAAAGUUCCCAAAUGAUACUCAUUUGAUUGGUGAUGCAGCUUAUAUGCUCCACAAUCAUGUAAUGACGCCAUUCCGCGACAAUGGACAUUUAACAAGAAGACAGAAAAAUUUCAAUUAUUGUCUUUCAUCCGCUCGAACUGUAAUUGAACGAGCAUUUGGCUUAUUAAAAGGAAGAUUUAGAAGUUUACUAACAGUUCUUGAUAUGGAACGAGUUGAUUUAAUCCCAGAAUUUAUCAUUGCAUGUUGUGUUCUACAUAACAUCUGUUUGUUGCAAAAUGACGAUUUUCCAAACGCGGAAAUAGAUAUAGAAAAUGAGCAUAUUCAAUUACUGAAUGAAAGACAUGAUAAUAAUGCAGGAAGUAUAAAACAAAAUAAAAUUUGUAACUCUUUGAUUAUGCGCAAUAUGUAA
This is a messenger RNA of Pseudomyrmex gracilis, 1296 nucleotides long. RefSeq names its product protein ANTAGONIST OF LIKE HETEROCHROMATIN PROTEIN 1-like. The record is from RefSeq and is a predicted model, not a curated record. NCBI's taxonomy places the organism in Eukaryota, Metazoa, Arthropoda, Insecta, Hymenoptera, Formicidae. Bases 103 to 1296 code for a protein of 397 amino acids. The transcript is spliced from 5 exons.